AUGUUGAAGGACGUGGAUAACAGUGCCCUUCUCGCGGAGAUCGCGCAGUUGAAGCAACUCCUGACGGAGAAGGAGGCGCUGGUCGCCUCCACCGGUGACGCGGGCUCCGUCGCGAAGAAGUCCAAGAAGAAAAGUCAACAGAACAUGGUGGAGACAGAGCCCGUGCAGGGGUGCCGCGACUUUCCGCCCGAGGCGAUGCGUAGCCGCAACUACCUGUUUGAUGUUUUCCGCGCCACCGCGAAGAGGUUCGGGUUUGAGGAGUACGACGCACCGGUGCUGGAGUCCGAGGAGCUGUACAUUCGCAAGGCCGGCGAAGAAAUUACCGGGCAAAUGUUCAACUUCAUUACAAAGGGCGGUCACCGGGUGACGCUGCGGCCGGAGAUGACGCCAUCGUUGGCACGUCUGUUGCUUGGAAAGGGGCGCUCACUGCUUUUGCCGGCGAAGUGGUACUCCAUUCCACAGUGUUGGCGCUACGAGGCCAUCACACGCGGCCGCCGUCGUGAACACUAUCAGUGGAACAUGGAUAUCGUCGGUGUGAAGUCGGUGGCGGCGGAGGUGGAGUUGGUCUCUGCAGCGUGUUCCGCCAUGCAGAGUCUGGGUCUGUCCUCUAAGGAUGUUGGAAUAAAGGUUAACUCGCGCAGGGUGCUGCAAACGGUGCUGGAACGGGCCGGCGUGACACCUGACAAGUUCGCUCCGGCGUGCGUUAUUGUUGACAAGAUGGAGAAAAUUCCCCGGGAGGAGGCAGAGGCGCAGCUAGUCGAGCUAGGACUUGAACCCGAUGUAGUGGAUGCCAUCACCACGACGCUCAGCCUGAAGUCUGUUGACGAGAUUGCGCAGCGCAUCGGUGCGGAGCAUGAGGCUGUGAAGGAGCUGAGACAGUUUUUCGAGCAAAUGGAGGCCUACGGCUACGGCGACUGGGUUCUCUUCGACGCGAGCGUGGUGCGUGGGCUGGCAUACUACACAGGCAUCGUCUUUGAGGGCUUUGAUCGUGAGGGGAAGUUUCGUGCCCUUUGCGGCGGUGGGCGGUACGACAACUUGUUGACAACCUACGGCAGCCCUACAGCGAUCCCCUGCGCCGGGUUCGGUUUUGGUGACUGCGUCAUUGCGGAGCUUCUGCAGGAGAAGCUGUUGCUGCCAGAUGUGCCACACGUUGUGGAUGACGUUGUUAUCCCGUUUGAUGAGUCCAUGCGGCCGCACGCGCUUGCGGUGCUUCGCCGGCUGCGCGACGCCGGCCGCAGCGCUGACAUCAUUCUCGACAAAAAGAAGGUAGUGCAGGCCUUUAACUACGCCGACCGCGUCGGGGCGGUGCGGGCGGUGCUGGUGGCGCCCGACGAGUGGGCACGCGGGGAGGUGCAGGUGAAGAUGCUGCGCCAGGGCGCUGGGAAGGAGGGGGGCACCAUGGAGCGCGGUGUUGCCGUGCCCCUGGACAGCCUUGUGUGA
This is a messenger RNA of Trypanosoma rangeli, 1440 nucleotides long. Its product is annotated as putative histidyl-tRNA synthetase. NCBI's taxonomy places the organism in Eukaryota, Euglenozoa, Kinetoplastea, Trypanosomatida, Trypanosomatidae. The transcript has a single exon. Gene Ontology annotation, cellular component: cytoplasm. The record is from RefSeq and is a predicted model, not a curated record. Gene Ontology annotation, molecular function: ATP binding; histidine-tRNA ligase activity. Gene Ontology annotation, biological process: histidyl-tRNA aminoacylation. Bases 1 to 1440 code for a protein of 479 amino acids.